AUGGGAUCUUCUCACAAAUUGGCAAAAGCCAUAUCUUCUAUUGCUUCUCGUCUCUUCUUUCUUCUUAUCAUCUUUCAAGUCCCUCUCUUCAGGAUUCAAUGUCGAAGUGGAAUAUGCAUAACCCCGGUAGAAGUAACAUCAUCUCAACUAAUUGCGAGCGAAAUUUUGCCAGUUUCAUUUGUGAAGAUACUUCUUUACCCGGGUGCAAUUGUGAAUGCUGUCAUUAAGGGUAUAAGCAUCCCUAACUAUGGUGAUUUGCUGGAAAAUUAUAACCUUGUUUAUGUGAAAGAGGCUUCGGCACUUAUUGAUAUUAGGCAUCUUGAGGUUUGUUUUACUUUUAAAUUCCUUCAAAUCAUGCAAUUAAUGAUUUUAAGCAUAUACUAUAAGUCAACAAUAUUGCAUCUUAUAUUAACAGGUAGCUACUUGUGCGUGGCCGGAGCAAUACUAGGUCUGUUGAAGUGCGGCAGAUUAAGCUUAUUUGGGAUGUUGCUGCUUUUAUGGGGCUUGAUUAAGGAACUCAUAAGACAAAAUUCAUCUUGCUUAGAUGCUUGUCAAGCAGUACAAGUUUCUCCAAUCAUGUUAAUAGCUCUUUUUAUGGCAUUGUCGUCUAUAAAGAGUGAUGUAAGAGUAAUAAUAAGAAGCUUUCAAGCACAUCAUUCUGCAACAAUAGUUGUUGGUAAAUUGCAUGAUCAUGCAAAGAAAAUGAAGAAGGAAAGGGAGAUGAAAAGGCUUGAAUGGACUGUUAAUUAUGUUAGCAAUUCUAAAACUCCUAGGUCUACAAAAGUAGCACAAGGAGGAAUUAUUAAUACUCAUUAGUCACUAGUCAUUACUAUAUUCUGUAAUCUGUAGGACUUGUGCUAGUGUUAAUUCUUUUUUCCCAUUGUUUUUGGGUAUUAUUGUCAGAGUAGUGAAGCACAGCAC
This is a messenger RNA of Beta vulgaris subsp. vulgaris (sugar beet), 921 nucleotides long. RefSeq lists its product as hypothetical. The transcript has 3 exons. Bases 1 to 816 code for a protein of 271 amino acids. Lineage: Eukaryota; Viridiplantae; Streptophyta; Magnoliopsida; Caryophyllales; Amaranthaceae. The record is from RefSeq and is a predicted model, not a curated record.